AUGACAAUGUUUACGUUACCAAAUUUUUGUCGCGUUUGCCUAAAGUAUGAUAAAAACCUUAUUGAUUUAGCUCACAUUGAAAAUGAACCAAGUGAAACGUUGAUGAGCAAACUACAACUAUGUGUAUCAGAAGUGGAGUGGACCGUUUUCAAGCCUCUAUUAUGCCAUCCUUGUAUAAAAAGACUCAAUAUAGCAUACACCUUCAAGAAACAGUGUGUGCAAUCAUCAGGAGUAUUGAAAAACUAUGUAGAACUUGUGAAGGAAUCUCAGAAAAAAAAUGAAUCUCAAAAUUCAAUAAAAACUGAAAAUAUCAUCCCUACCACUGGUGGAGCUUACAUGCUAUUGCCAAAUCAAAAAUAUGUGAAGAUCUUAGUUGGUGGUACACAAAAUCAACCAGCUAAUACAUUUCAGAAUGUAUUCUUGAAUUUGAUACCAACAACCACCAUCAACUCAGUUGCAGCAUCCACAGAUUCUACAAAGCCAACAUCAAAUAAGGAUACAAAUCAAAAUGUAUUCCUCAAUUUAAACAACACAUUUCAGAAAUAUAUACCUGUUUCACCAUCACUUGAGGAAAAACAUGAACCACAGAAGUUCACACCCAAGAAAAGUGAACUGAAAGUUUCUAAUGUAAAUGUGAAUAAGAUACUGACUGAAACUAAAACUGAGGAACUGAGUGUAGAAAUUGAUCCAACAAUUUUUGGACUGGAAGAGGAAGGAGACAGUAAUGAAGAAGAAGCAAAUGAUUAUGAUGAAGUAAUUUCACCAGCCAAAAUAACUCUGAAAGAUUUCAAAUCAAAUGGAGAGAAAACACAGAAUGGUAAAGAUGACCAAAAAUAUUUUGUUCCUAUCCUUCCCAAAACACAGGAAGACUUUUUUUCUUCUGGUCAACAUUUCUUGUUCAGUUCCUCAGAAAAUUCAGGAGCUUUUGCAUGUGAACAAUGCCAAAAAUCUUUCACAACAAAAAAAUUAUUGAAAGCACACAUCAAUCAAUUCCACUUAGGUAAACUACCAUUCAAAUGUGAAUACUGUUACACAGAGUUUACAACAAGAGUGGAAUAUGAUCUUUGCCUAAAAUCACAUCAUACAGAAACUGAUUCUGCAAAUAAUCCAUUGACCUUACAAGACUUUGCUAAUACCCAUAACUUGACAGAUUUGGAAAUGGAGGCCAAUAAUAUAAUGCCUUCAGAAAACGGUGAGUAUAUUUGUGAUGUGUGUUGUAGGCCAUUCCAUAGUUCAACAGGUUUGCUAAGGCAUAAAGUUCGCAAACAUAAUCAGAAAACUAAAAAGAAAUACUUUAUCAAAGGCAUGAAGAAUGCUAGGUGUGAUAUUUGUAAUAGAGAUUUUUCUACACAGUCUUACAUGCAACUCCACAAAAAGUUGCAUAUGAGGGAUGACAUUGGUUAUAAAUACAAAGUUUUUGGUAAGAGUAAAUAUGGGGAGGUGGAGAAAGAGGAAACUGUAAAGAGUAAAGCCAAAAAAAUUAAACUAGAAACAGAAAUUGAGGAUUCACUGGUGGAAAAUUUAGAUGUCACUCCUGAUAUUUUCACAGAAGAUGAUGAUAGAAAGUCUGAUGAUGAUAGGAAGUCUAAUGAUGAUGAUAGGAAGUCAGAUGAUGAUAGCAAUGAAGGAGAAUCUAGAGUUGAUGAUGUGAGUAGUAACCAUGAUUCCUCAAAAUUGGAAAUUGAUGAGGAAACAGCCUCAGACAAUGAAGUCCUUUCUGAGAAUUCUCAAAAUGGUAUGAAUUCAAAUCCAGAAGAUUCUAAUAAAACUGAAGAUAUGGACACAAAGGAAGAUGUAUAG
Molecule: messenger RNA, 1800 nt
Organism: Phaedon cochleariae (mustard beetle)
Lineage: Eukaryota; Metazoa; Arthropoda; Insecta; Coleoptera; Chrysomelidae
Source: the annotation of a GenBank genome assembly